GCCAUUGAUUACGUAGCGUAUGUCGGACAGAAAAACGUAGAAUUUAUCGUAUCGUGUUUCGUAUCGUAUCGUCGCGGUUUGAAGUUUAUUUACAAAUAAAUUUAUAAAGAAAUUAUUUGUUUAUUUAUGUCUCCGAUGCGACACAUGGCUUACGUGAGUGAGUGAGUGAAUGAAUAAAUUAAUAAUCUGGUUUACGAAAAUUUUAAUUAAAUAUAUCGAACAAUAUUUAUACCUAUAACGACAAUAACGAGUUGAAAAAUCGAGUGCGUCGUCGUGGUCGGGUCCCUUCUUCGUCGCCAGCAGCGUCGUUCCAGUUGACAGAAAACACAGAAGUCGAAUCUUGACUGAUAACCUAUAUUAUUCCCUAUCUUACCCAUACCAUACCCAUUGCUUACCCAGGGAAAAACACGAACGCUAGCGCCCUCUUGUCUUAUCUUAAUUCGAACGUAGUUGACUGUCGCGUCUGUGGCGUUUUGUUGUAUCGACUGUCACAUUGUUUUGAUACAACUUUUUUUUUUAUUUGUAAAUAAUAAUAAUUUUUAUAAAAGAAUAAAAAAAGCGUGUGUUGCGCUGAACUAAAUUACGCUAUUUACCUAAUCUUGUGUGUGUCUCUCUAUGGAUUCUGGUUAAAGGUAUAUUGAGAUCAUUUUUAUACCUUCGUAUCGUUGUCGUCUCGUCUUGUCUCGUCGGGGCUAAUGGGCUUCACCUACAUUCAAUGGUAAUUAGAUUGUGUGUCUGGUCUGGUCUGUCGGUCGGUCGGGUCGAAUGACCAAAGACUCUGUGCAUAAUAGAGCACAAUAAUAUAAUUUGCCGAGCCCCAUUUGAAUUCAAUUACCCUCCUCUACAUACAACUAUAUACCCAUUUCCCAAACGCGACCAGCUACAGUGACAACGGCACUCAGUGAAAAGUGCGCAUUUUACUACAUUAUUUCCAGUACAAGCAACAACAACGUCUCACUCCUAUUUUAAACUCCCCAACUCGACAUCGGCACACAUCUGGUUGACAGUUCUAAUUCGUUAACUUCAGUUGAUUUUGUUUCGUCGUUUAUAGUUUUUUCUUGUAAUUUAUAUGAAAUUGCCUGGAAACACACAUGUUUGUAAUAUUGUUAACAUGUGCUUUGAGUAUAUAAUGUAAUAUUCUGUAUGUACUUUAGUAAUUUUUGUUUUUACUAUUUGGCCGCGCAUAUUCAAAGCCCGUAACGAGCCGUGACGUUUUCAAAUUAACGGUCACACACAAAAAUAAAAAAGGGCGAGUUAUUUUCUUUAAGCUCCAUACACAAGUUUAGUGCGGGGGAAGUUUAUUAUUUGAUCGAGAAUAAAACAUUCGUUCCGGAUUAUUUGAAAACAACGAAUGAGCGAGUUAUUUUUAAAACUACACAUAUCAAACCUAGUGUAAUCCAUCCCUCAAAAAAAGUGUCUUUUAUUCUUUUAAUUAAUCGAAAAAAUCAUAUAAAUUAUUAAUAAUAUAUUGUUAUUUCAUGCGUUUAUCAGUGUUUUUGUGUGUGUCAAUUUAAUUGUGUGAUUAAAAAAUUAUUAUCAAGCUAAAGAAAAGAAAAAAAAGAGAAGAAAAUCUUAAAAUAAAUUAAAAAAGUGUGGUUUUAUUUUUAUUCAGAUCCCUUGUUUUUUUCGAUUAUUAUUAUUAACUGAUGCUGCCUUGAGAAAACGACGCCAAAGGUGGAUUUACUUGGCGCUUAUUUGAAUAUACGUCAUAGAGUGGAUAACAUCGGCUUCAUUCUCUAAGUGGAUUUAUUACCAACCAUCACACAGAUAUCUAAAUGAGUUCCAUCAGUGAAUCACCCCGAAUGUAAAAGAAUAAUUCUCCAUGGAUACACCAGGAUGCCUAUAUCGAAUGAGGUAGCCCCCGUAGAAGAAUGUUCAACAACGAACGACAGCAGCAACAAUAACCACCAGAAGCAGCAACAAGCAUCAGUAUCAGCAUCACCAUUGGCCGAUUUCACGAACAUCGAAAAAUAUGAUGACCACCAUCAGCCAUACUGCCCUAGAGCCCAACAUGUGUCCCCACAUCAGAACAAUGAAUCGAAAUUGAGAAAUCGAGGUGCAAUGUCAAGCCUAGUUGACUCUAAUCAAAAGCAACAAACACUUAAUUGCAGCAAGGAUCCGCUGCAAACAACCGGAAACUGCAGCGAUCAUCCAAUGGGAACAUCAUCAGCACAAGCAAACAACCAAAGCAGUGUGACAUCGAAGACGGCGGCUGCGGUGCCGAUCGGUUUGAAAACAAUCGAAAAUAACGCUAACACUAGUUUUGACAGUGUUAGCGGCACCAUUCAGCAAUCGAAUGACAGUAGUGAAGCCCAUCAGCAGCAACAGCAACAGCUUCCAGAAAUCCAAAGACUUAGCAAUAACAUUUCAAAUAACAAUAAAAUUGUGAGAAACAUAAAUGGCGGCGGCCGCCUAAAUGGCUGUUGUUGUCCGCUACGCCGGAGUCCGCCAUCAUCGUUGUCUAAGAUGACAACUGCAACGACAUCGACAACUACAACACCAACAACGAUGACGACAAAGACUGCUACGACAACAGCAGCAACGGCGGCCAAGGAAUGCGUGGAUGAUGAUCAAGCGGAUAAUUAUUGCCAGCGAUCAAAAAAUAAUAACAACAAUAUAAAAAUGACAAUUACGUUGACAACGACGGCUCGCAAGAGAAACGAUAGUGGGCCGCAGACUACAACUACGACGACGACGACAACAACGCUGCCGUCAUCGUCGGUGACAACGGCUGGCGCACCAACUGUACAUAGUCUAGGAGCACCAAUAACAACACUGACAUCAGCACUGACAACAGCGACCACCACCAGUGCAACAGAAUCGGCAUCAACAGCGCCAGCGUCAGUGACGACAACAUCAACGACAGCAGCAUAUAAUACACCAACGACAACGACAACGUCAAAAACGACGACAAUGGCGAUAGCACCAUCAGCAAAGUCUGCGUUGUCCCCAAACUCGACGAUAAAGUCAGCCCAAAGAAUAAUGAUCGGAUGCGGUUCUAAUGACAAUUCGAAUGAAAGCGACGACGCCAAUCGUUUGGAAUGCAAAAUUAAUGCAACAACAACAACAACAACAACAACAAAAUCAGCAACUGCAACAACGCAACAAGAAUUACCGAAGAACCAAUGUAACGAUUCAACUGACAAGGACAGCAAUGUAGAAUCUAAUAGAAAAUGUAAUGACGAGUGCAAUAAUGAUAAGACCAUGACAAGCAGUGCAAUUAAUACACCAUCAAUGCAAUCACCAUCAUUGUCCUCAACACCAUUUCCUUCGUCUUCAUCGUCGUUGUUGUGCUCAUCAACAACCUCAACACCUCUUGCAACAGCAACAUCAGCAAAAACCAAAGCAACAACAAAAACAUCACAAGUAAAAGAAAAAGCAACAUCGCAGCAACCAACCACAGCAGCAACAAAAACAAAAACAACAACUACAACAUCACCAUCAUCGUCAUCAUCAUCAUCUAAAGGACAUGAAGUAUUAACCAGGCUUGGUGAUAAAUUUGGAUUUCAAGCGACAGCUUCUGGCGGCAGUGGCAGUGGCAGCCUCAGCGGUAGUAGUGGAGGAUUUAUUGGCAACGCCAUCACCAGUUCAAAUAGUACUACGAGUAGUAGCAGUAGCUGCUAUUCUUCGUCCAAGCCAACCAUAGUGGCGGCGACACCGAGAAUAGGCUCGGUAUCGAUAGCUGUUUGUAAUGGAGCAAUCGUCAAUCGUGAUACUUUAACCAAUAUGACCCGAAAUAUGAACCUCAGCGCCAAGGAUCGAAUGUGUCUAUCACAGGAAAAAGAUUCGAUGGAAAAAUGUGAUAAGAAUUCUUCCUCAUACUUCCCAUCUUCGUUUCCGCCUUCGUCGUCGUCGUCAUCCUCGUCUACAUCGUCUUCGACUUCGACGUUGUCAGUAGCGUCUAGCACUACCAAUGACAAAAAUAAGCUGAAUUUUAUUACACUGGACGAAUUGAAUGACUCAGAGGAAGAUCCCUAUAACGUGUUGCAGGAGUAUUUGGAACGUGUGAAGACUGAAAUCAACGAGGUCUUCGAGCAGUACAAACAGUCCAAGCAGCCGCAGAAUGACAUAUCGACCAGAUGUACGGAUGCAGAUAUCGCCGAGGCAGCCAAGGCAGCCGAUGUCGUCAACCAGAUGGUGGCUGACAACAAAUUGCCAUCCAAUGAAAUGUCAUGUCGUCUAAAUGGUACCACCACCGACAGCGACAGGAACAACUGCAACAGCAUUAGCAGCAAUAUGAAAGUGAAUGAAUCCAGUAGUAGCAGUUGUUGCGACACAAAUGGCUUCUCCAGCUCAUCUAACAGCGGCCGCUACUUAACAGUGCCAGUUGUUCCUUCCGAGUACCAUCAGACAUCGUCGUCAUCGUCAUCGUCUUCUUCAGCUCCUGCAACACCAUCUCCAUCAGCCAUAAUGUCAACAAACACGUUUCCUAGUCUAAAUCAUGGCAAUGACCAAACUGAGGCAACUCCAAGCAGCACCGCUAACAGUCGCGCGUCCACACUCAAGCGAUUGAACAGUCAGAACGCUCCCAGUAGUUGUUCGCCGGCCGAGUAUCUACAGCAGAGCCAUGAUCCCAGUGAUGACGUUAACAUAUGGGCUAACAAAUUCCUGCGGGAUUUGGACAACUUAAUGGGAUCAGAUAAAUGGUCUGCCGUUGCCGCCGAGUCCGCUGCCUCCAGUUCGUCCAUCGGCAAUGGUGGUUCUUCCGUCGUCACCACCGCCACCAGUGCUCUGCUGCCCUCCAUGAAGAUCAGUAUUCCAAGACCCGAGAAACAUGUAACCAUUCCAUUACAAUCAUUUAACCUUGAUUGUCGUCCUCUUGAUGUAUCAGUGAAUGCCGCCGCCACUGCGAAGCUUUUAAAUCCCAGCGGUAUUUACUUGAGAACAUUGUCCGCACCCAAUGCUAAUGACAGUAAUCAUAGCCCAGUCAGUACCAAUAACAACCACAACAACUGUCGCCUCCUGCCAAAGAAUACCCCUGGGAGUAGGACAGUGUUGAAAAUUGAAGAAACUGACGCCAUGGCCGCCGAGGAAAGACGCCGUAGAAAAUUUGAAAGCGACAUGGAAACAAUGCAAUCUGCAACCGCUACGCCACCGGCUUCAAACCAAAGCCAAGUAGUGGCAUCACCUGCCACAUCUUCAGCUACCGUGAUACAGCAGCAGCACCAGCCAAAACGGGAGCGAGUCACAUUAGCGCCCAAUAGCAACGGUGGCGGCUACCAAUUGCAACAUCACAGCAACAGCAACAACCAAAACAACAACAACAGCAAUAACAACGAUGCCACCAAAAAAGGAUCUACAUCGACAAUCUGGACAUCAGAAGAAUCGAUUCUGAGGAGUGUUGGCGCCGCCGAUGAAGACAACAACUCCACUUCGUCGUCGGCAUGCGAGGAGGCGUCCGGAGUUCUGAGCUCUGGCAAGUCUGGCCUUUCUCUAGACUCCUCCGGGCUGGACAAUGACAACAACGAAAGCGGCAUUGGCACAGCGACGCCACCAAAAGAUUCUGGAUUCUGGAAGAACACAACAGACAAUGAUUCGAUGACAAGCAGCCUGGAUGCCUUGAGGAAGAUCAAAUUCCAGAAGGGCAGCUCGGUGGCCUCAUCAGAUGAUCCUGAUUUAUUGGAAGUGCUCAGUCUCUACGAUGAGACGCACGACGAUGAUGCAGAUGACAUUGGCAUCCACCACGACCACGAGCACGACCAUGAGAAUGAAGAGUUCGAGACGGGCACUUUCGACGGAUAUGACAGUGGCAGUGGCAAAGGGGUGGUCCUCCGACGAAGGAAAUCAAAUUUGCAAAUAAACGACAGUCACGGGGGCAGCAAGGAUUCCGCCAUUCAUUUGCUGCCAUAUUUGCCGCCACCACCACCGCGUGCACCCAAAAGUCGUAGUCACUCGUUGGAGGUGGCAUCGCCUCUGCCCAUGCCAAUGCCACUACGACACGAGCUGAAGGCCAAAGACUACCGGGAUAAGGGAAGACUGUGUCUGGCCUUGCGGCAGGAACCAUUUCAGAGUAUCAUACCGUCGAAUUUCCAUGAGUUGCCGUCGCCCAGCAGUGCCUCAUUGCACAGCGGUCACGAGAGCCUCGGCAUGCAGGAGUUGACGACAAAGUCGAAUUCUGCACCACUGCUUCUGAAGAAGGAGCGAAAACGUGACGAUUUUGGCGGACAAAAGCAGACGCUGAGAUACUCCCGAUCGCAGAGUGAUAGAUAUUUAGCAGAAAUCGAAGCCGUUGAAGCUUGUAAAUGGCUCCGUGCCGCUGGUUUCCCACAGUAUGCCCAGAUGUAUGAAGAUCAUCAAUUUCCUAUCGAUUUGACGAAUGUUGCCAAAGAUCAUACAAAUUUGGAGAAUGAUCCAUUGCAAUCGCUCUAUCGGCGUCUAUGCAUAUUAAAUCGGUGUGCCAAUAUGAGAUUGGACAAUAAUCAUAAGUCACAUACUCCACAGAAAGAAGAUUCAGAUGAUGAAAACUGUGCUCUAAGUGAAAAUUGGACAUUCCAGCCACACAUCCGACGUUGGUCACGCAUCGGUGAAAUGGGUCUCGAACUACCCACCAAACUUACAUCACAAGACAAAAACGAAAGCUCCUCUAAGGAAUCAAGUCCCGAUCGUUUCGAGGAUGACGAUACCUAUGACAUUGCUGGUGAAACUCUAAAUCUCUCUAUGCCAAAUGAGAACGAACAAGCAGACGGAACGGCACCAAAUGAUUCCGAUUCUUCGGCGGUUCGUCUACGGCGCACUGGUAGUGAGCGUUUAAAAGAUGGUGCAAAGGCAUUCCUUCGGCGUGUAGAGUCAAUAAAAUCACGUCGAAGGAAACGUCAGAAUCGGGAAGGUAUUGUCAUAAGUGGCCCACAGGCAUUGGAUCUGUCCCAGUUGGGUCAGAGAGUCGUCCGGAAACCCGAUGCAGUCUAUUCGACACCACCCUCGCCCUCGGCAGUCAGUCCAAUGCACAUGUACCCGAAAAGUCCACUGUUCCAUCACCAUCAUCAUCAUCUAAAUCAGCAUGAUUUGAAGGUACCAUCACAGAGUGAGAACUUCCUCAGUCCUAAUCGGAUAGCCAGUCCUAAGAGAACACCCACGACACCGCGAUCAAUGCGAACCAGUCCAUUGCACUUUUUCGGUGCUCCGCCCAUGCCUCAUCUGAGGGAGGGUAAAUCCGAUGAUUCAUCGUCAUACUACAGUGAUAGUCAGGAAUCCUCGUCGACAGGGGGAGGUAAGCUAACUCUAUCCCUGCGAAAAGCUCCAUCAAAGUCGAGGAGGUUCCUUCAGCGCACCGGUAAGGUCGAUGACAUUGGUACACAUUCCGAUUCUGAAUGCCAUCAAGGCAGGAAGUUCGUUUUCAAGGAUUCCAAUUCAAACACUACAGAGAUGAAAGUGAAAAAGCUCACUCGUGGCGGAUCAUUGAAUCUUGGUAAGGACUCUAAGAAGCGCGAUGGCUUCAGAUCAGCGAGUUUUCGAACUCGUUCAACAGUGCGCAAAGACCAUAAGACUUCGGAGAGUGAUACUGAAAAUGUUAAAAUUGUCAGUAAAAGUCCAGUUGUCCGAUGGCAUAGUUUCCAAGAAGAAGAACGUCCUCAUAUGAUCUUCAAAAAGUGCUUCACCCGCAAAGUUGAAACCGAGAAGACCGAAGGAACUUCAUUUGCAGCAAUGUCUUGUGGCCAGUUGCAGAUCAUUCGAAAGCUGGCUUUGGCUAUCCUAACUGGCUAUAUGGAGCGGUAUUGUCCAACACAUCGUUCGGGAUGGAAUUGGGAGCUGCCAAAGUUCAUUAAGAAGAUCAAAAUGCCAGACUAUAAGGACAAAAAGGUUUUCGGAGUGCCACUCCUCCUUACUCUCCAGAGAACGGGACAAACACUGCCGAUGCCAGUUAGAGCUGCUUUUCGGUGGCUCCAACUUAAUGCUCUCGAUCAGAUUGGUUUAUUCCGAAAGUCCGGAGUCAAGUCAAGGAUAUUCAAACUAAAGGAACGCGUAGAGGUGGCAGAAACUUCUGCUGAGUGCAUGGAUGUCUUUGACACCCAGCAAGCCUAUGACGUGGCCGAUAUGGUAAAACAGUAUUUCAGGGAUCUCCCAGAGUCCCUGCUGACAACAAAGAUGUCAGAAACAUUUGCUGCGAUAUUUCAACAUCUCCCACUCGAUGUUCGCCUUGAUGCGGUGCAAUGUGCUGUGCUCCUACUGCCCGAUGAGAACCGUGAGAUUCUCUAUGCUCUUUUAGAGUUCCUCACACUGGUGGCUGAUAACUCUCAAUAUAACCAAAUGACAGCCAAUAAUCUAGCUGUGUGUCUAGCACCAUCUUUGUUCCAUAAUAGUCUCUCCAUGGGCAGCACAUCAGUGGCAGCUUCUCCAAGACGGAAAAAGAACGCUGGAAUUCCAGACGCAAAAGAACUCUCUGAAGCUAAAGCAUCACAUGAGUGCCUGUCGUUUAUGAUUGACAACUAUAGGCAAAUCUUCACAGCUUCCCGAGAGCGUAUUUCAAAGUGUAAUUUUGGAUACAUGGAAGAGUCCAAGCCAGUUCCACUAGAAGCUCUAGGUGAGGGUAUGCAGUUCCACAAUUGGCGAGGAUAUUUGUACGAAUGUGCAAAUGCCACAAUCAAGGAAGGCAGAGAAAAGUCCCGAGGAUGGUUCAGUACAGGAUCUUUGGAUCCAAAUGUUGAUAUUGCUUAUAAGAAGGUUGGCGAUGGACAUCCACUGCGCUUGUGGCGAUGUACCACCGAAGUGGAAGGUCCACCACGAGAGGUGCUGGAAUAUGUCCUCAAGCAAAGGGCAUCGUGGGAUGUGAAUCUUCUGCAAAGCCAAACUAUUAAGAAACUAGAUGAAAGAACUGAAAUAUUCCAAUAUGUCUUCGAUGGACAAAUUUGGACGGACUUUUGUGUGCUAAGAUCAUGGCAAACCGAUCUGCCUCGAGGUGCUUGUGUUAUCGUGGAAACUUCAAUUGAUCACCCGAAGGCAAAAUCAGUAUUUGGUAGCGUGCGUGGAGUUGUCCUUGCCUCGAGAUACCUUAUCGAACCAUGUGGUAGUGGCCGAUCGAGAGUCAUGCAUUUGGCCAGGGUCGAUAUAAAAGGUAAAACUCCAGAGUGGUAUAAUAAGAGCUAUGGACACAUUUGCUCGCAUUACUUAUCAAAGAUUAAAUUGGCCUUUAGGCAUAUUUCUGAAGGUCCUGAAAGUAAAGUGUGAUUAUAGUAGUUUAAUUAAUUAAUUAAGUCUACAAAAAUGUUACAACUAAACAUCACUAAAGAAAACAAAAUACUACAAACAUAUGUAAUAGAAUUUAUGUAAAUUGUACAAUGCGUUUCAAAAUGACAAACUUAAGUCUCAAAAUGGCAUUUACUUUGGACUUUUGUCCUUCAAAUGAAAUAAAUUAAAAACAAAAAUAUGUAAUAAUAAUCCUAUUAAAUAAAA
Eupeodes corollae is the source of this 9387-nucleotide messenger RNA. It is a transcript of the gene cv-c, whose product is annotated as serine-rich adhesin for platelets. Gene Ontology annotation, molecular function: GTPase activator activity; lipid binding. The transcript is spliced from 18 exons. The record is from RefSeq and is a predicted model, not a curated record. Lineage: Eukaryota; Metazoa; Arthropoda; Insecta; Diptera; Syrphidae. Gene Ontology annotation, biological process: signal transduction; regulation of Rho protein signal transduction; actin cytoskeleton organization. The coding region runs from base 1837 to 9162 and encodes 2441 amino acids.